Molecule: messenger RNA, 1873 nt
Organism: Solea senegalensis (Senegalese sole)
Lineage: Eukaryota; Metazoa; Chordata; Actinopteri; Pleuronectiformes; Soleidae
Gene: tango2
Product: transport and golgi organization 2 homolog (Drosophila)
Exons: 9
Coding region: 253-1083 (276 amino acids)
Biological process (GO): protein secretion; Golgi organization
Cellular component (GO): Golgi apparatus
Source: RefSeq, a predicted model, not a curated record
GCAUGGAAAAGGAAACCCUUCGCGUCCGCAGUGGAGGCUUAUGAAACGAGCCGCGGCACAUAUCGAGGUCACUCUGUGUGAGCACUUCCUUUGUCAACAGCCCGUGUCGACUUUAGCCGUCAACACAAAACAAGCAAACUAGGCUCAACUCAUCUUAUUUGCUCUCUAAUGUGACGCGCAUCACUAAGACUAGAUGUGAUUAAGCUGGAUGCAGACUGACUGAAACCCCUGUCAUCACACACCAGUACAUCCAUGUGUAUAAUUUUCUUCAAGUUUGACCCCCGCCCUGCAUCCAAAAAUGCCUACAGGCUAAUUUUGGCUGCAAACAGAGAUGAGUUGUUCACCCGGCCGUCCAAAGCUGCAGACUUCUGGGGGACAAACAAUGAGAUCCUCAGUGGCCUGGAUCUGGAGAACGGGAAGGAAGGAGGAUCAUGGCUGGGGAUCAGCAAGAGGGGCAAGCUGGCCGCCCUCACCAACUACAUGGAAGGACUACAGAGUCCUGAUGCACAAGGACGAGGCUUCCUUGUAUCUAACUACCUUAUGGAAAAGGACCUGGACAGUUACUCCUACUUGAAAAAGGUAUCGGCAGAAGGCAACCUAUACAAUGGCUUCAACCUCAUCACAGCAGACUUCAAAGCCAAACAAGACACUGUGUGUUACUAUGGAAACAGAGGCGGCCCUGAACCCAUUCAUCUAAAAUCAGCAGGAGUGUAUGGCCUGAGUAAUUCACUGCUGGACACUCCGUGGAAGAAACUGCUGAAGGGAAAGCGCCACUUCACCAGCGUUGUCAACAACCAGACCCUGUCCUCUGAAGGACUGGUGCAAGAGCUGCUCAACGUCCUCAAUAACGAGGAAUUGAACACACCUGACCCUGCUCAGGAGAGCCAGGGUGAGUGCUAUAGCAGGUCGAUGAUCGAGGCUCUGUCGGCGGUAUGUGUUAAAACACGUGAUUACGGCACAAGGACCAAUACAGUAAUCCUGAUCGACACGGAUGGCAACGUGACGUUCACAGAGCGCACCAUGCUCAAUUGUGACCCGAGCAAAUGGAGCACCAGUUCUUACCAGUUCCAACUGGAGGGGUGACGACAUGAUGGCGAGAACUCACUGCGUGCCUUUCUUCAUAACCACCAGUCCCACACAUCCAGCUGAUCUUCAGCAUCCCAGAUAAACGCCCAUUGUAUGUGAAAUGAAGGUCCAUUUGCACUUCUUCUUCUUCAGCUGUUUUUUAGCACCAGCCAUCAUAUUCAUUAAUUUUAUAUAUAUAUAUAUAUAUAUAUAUAUAUAUAUAUAUCUACAUACAUACAUACAUAUGUAUGUAUGUAUGUGUAUAUGUGUGUAUAUGUAUAUAUAUAUAUACAUAUAUGUGUGUAUAUACAUAUAUAUAUACACUUCUUGAUUUAAGUUCAAUCAAUCAUGCAUAUUUUGAACAAUGUAUUAUUCAUUUAAAAAAAAUUGCCAAAACUUUAUAGAGCAAAACACGUUUCUAAACGGCAGGGUUGAGUUGCAUUAAUAAGAAUAAUUUCCAUUAUGGGUUGCUGUGAUUGUCAAUCAGCAAGAUAAUUGAAUGUUGUUAAUUUAUUAUGCCUACACCUUGCACAGCUGUGGUCUCUGUGCGAGCUACAGCAAUAGUUUUAGGCACUGUGUCUCUGGACUGCUUCUAUGGUGAAGAAAUACAUUUAAAACCUUGAAAAAAAAAAAAACUAUUUACCCAGGCAGUUACUUUUGGUUCGUGAUGAUAUGAUUGUAGAGAAUGCAUAAACCCAACUGCCUGGAACCUAAUUUGAACUGGUAACCACACAUGUUCAUGCUACUGUCUGGUUAUUUCUGCAUUUUAUGCCUUUAAAAAAAAAAUAAAACAUCUGGCUCCUCCUUU